Messenger RNA from Knipowitschia caucasica, 834 nucleotides. The record is from the annotation of a GenBank genome assembly. Lineage: Eukaryota; Metazoa; Chordata; Actinopteri; Gobiiformes; Gobiidae.
AUGAGCUUAUGUGGCAGGAAGGCGCUGACGGUGGUGAGCAGCGUGUUUGCGGUGUGCGCCCUGGGGCUGCUGGGCAUCGCUGUGAGCACAGACUACUGGCUCUACCUGGAGGAAGGCGUCAUCCUUCCUCUCAACCAGAGCACAGAGAUCCGCAUGUCGCUGCACUCAGGCCUGUGGAGGGUCUGCUUCAUGGCUGGGGAUGAAAAAGGCAGAUGUUUCACUAUAGAGUAUGUGAUGCCGACCAACGUCCAAAUGACCUCGGAGUCCACUGUCAGUGUGUUGAAAAUGAUUCGCUCGGCCACGCCUUUCCCUCUGGUCAGCCUCUUCUUCCUCUUCAUUGGUUUCAUCCUCAGUAACAUCGGCCACAUUCGACCGCACCACACCAUCCUGGCCUUUGUGUCCGGGAUCUUUUUCAUUCUAUCUGGUCUGUCCCUAGUGGUGGGUCUCGUGUUGUACAUCUCCAACAUCAACGACGAGAUGCUGAAUCGCACCAAGUCAAACGAGGCUUACUUCAGUUAUAAGUACGGCUGGUCCUUCGCUUUCGCUGCCAUCUCCUUCCUGCUCACUGAGGCGGCUGGGGUGAUGUCUGUGUAUCUCUUCAUGAAGCGAUACACCGCAGAGGAGAUGUACCGGCCGCACCAGGGCUUCUACAGGCCGCGCCUCAGCAACUGCUCCGACUACUCCGGACAGUUCCUGCACCCGGACGCCUGGGCGGGCCGCGGCAGAAGCCCCUCCUCCUUCUCCUCUGAGGCCUCUUUGCCCAUGAACACAGCCGCCUACCCUGCCCUCCUCAAGUGUCCUGAGUACGAACAGAUGUCUUCCUCGCCAUGCUGA